GGGACGCACGUCCUCCUCUGGGUCCAAUCCGCGCAGCGCGCGUCGCACAACGAAGCCCUCGAGCUCGCGUGCGCGAGAGCGAACGUGCACGGCGUCCCGGUCGUCGCGGUCUUCGGCGGCACCGCGGGGUUCCCGGGCGGCGGCAGCGGCGCGCGGCACCUGCGCUUCAUGUACGAGGGACUCUGCGAGCUCGAAGACGCGCUGGCGAGAACGCGCGGGGUGCGCCUUCUUGGGUUCGCCGGCGAGGUCCCGGACGUCGUCAUCGCCGCGUCGCGACGCGCCGUGGAGGUCGUGACCGACGCCGGGUACACGAGGACGUUACGGCGGUGGCGCGAGAAGGUGGCGGGCGGCGUUCAGUGCGCGACGACGGAGGUGGAGUGCGACGUCGUCGCGCCGUUGUACGCGCCCGGCGGCGGCGCCGGCAGAGGCGAGCCCGCGGCGGCGACGCUCCGGCCGAAGAUAUGGCCGCGGCUCGAGGCGCUCGCGUCGAGGGAGGCGACGACGACGACGCUCGCGCUCGCGGCGAGCGGCGCGGAGGAGGCGCUGGAGCUCGUCGGCGGCGCGGCGGCGAUGGCAGCGUUUCCGCGGCUGCCCGUCCCGCCUUGUCCGGGGUACCACGCCGGCGGCGAGGCCGAGGCGCAUCGUAAGCUCGAGGUGUUCUUGUCGCGCAGGCUGGACGACUACGCGUCCAAACGCAACGACCCGGGGUUGGGGUUGCAGUCGCACUUAUCGCCGCACAUCCACUACGGGCAAAUCAGCGUGGUGUACGUCACGCGCCGCGCGCUCGAGGUCAAAAGACGCGACCCGCGGCACGCGCGAAGUGUGGACGUCUUCCUGGACGAGCUCGUGAUUCGCAGAGAGCUCGCGAUCAACUUUGUCCUGAACAACCCGAAAUACGACUCGUACGACGGUCUCCCGCGGUGGGCGCGGAUUACGCUCGCGGACCACGCCGGGGACGCGAGGCGUUGGAGCUACACUCGGGAGGAGUUCGAGAGAGGGCUCACGCACGACGCGCUGUGGAACGCGGCGCAGCGGGAGUUACUCACGAGCGGGAAGCAGCACAACUACGUUCGGAUGUACUGGGCGAAGAAGAUCCUGGAGUGGAGCGAGGACCCCGCGGAGGCGUGGCGCGUCGCGAUCGAACUGAACAACAAGUACAGCCUGGACGGACGCGACCCUAGCAGUUACACCGGCGUCGGGUGGUGCUUCGGUCUCCACGAUAAACCAUUCCCGGAAACGCAAAUAGUCGGAACGUUACGGCGGAUGUCCGAGAACGGCAUGCGAGGGAAGUUC
Messenger RNA from Micromonas pusilla CCMP1545, 1293 nucleotides. RefSeq lists its product as uncharacterized. Gene Ontology annotation, biological process: photoreactive repair. The record is from RefSeq and is a predicted model, not a curated record. The transcript is spliced from 2 exons. Gene Ontology annotation, molecular function: deoxyribodipyrimidine photo-lyase activity. Lineage: Eukaryota; Viridiplantae; Chlorophyta; Mamiellophyceae; Mamiellales; Mamiellaceae. The annotation marks the transcript as partial.